CUACUCGCAUUCGUUCUAUGUAUUCGGAGCAUACACGCGCUUACAAACGCGCUUACAAACGCUCGCGGCGCUGUCAGGACGAUUCAAAUGAAUUUUACAGCAUUCGUGUUAUGUUGCAUAUAAGACUUUGUGAGCUCCGGAAGUAAUUUCGGAAACACUAGAUUUACGAUGGCUACGCUCUGCCAGCUAAUCAAAUAAGAGCACGGCGUGGCUCUGAAAUGUCACGAGUAUGGGGAUACUAUCCGCGCAGCACUGGGCGUCUAGCACAAUGGGCGUCUGCUAGGCCGUUCUCAGGACUUGGUCGCCUGCUUGCGGUCACAAUUAUGUUAAUGCUCAAUGAUUAUGCUUUUGCUGCUGUAAGCGAUAGCUCCGUGUCCGUGGAGCUUGCUUUCGAGGCAUCCUUCUCCCGCUGCCUCGUGCACGCGGCGAGCGAUGGGGGCGGGUGUCCUGUGGCUCCGCGCAGCAGCACGUCCCGCUGCCUGCUUGAAGCGGAGAGCGUUGCCUCGGACAAACCAUUCGUGCCCAUACGCAUCGUCGCGCCUGUCAUCAGCUCAGUCUUGCCGUUGGUGUCUGCCAGUGCGGCCUUCGCGGUCAGCAGCGGCUCAAACUACUUAGCCAGCGGCCUACCGCCCCAAGGCGCAGCCGUGGUCACGGCCGCUGCCGCUGCCGCAGCCGCUGCCGCAGCCGCUGCCCGCGCAAAUCGCACACGGAGCAACAAUACCGCAGCAGCGAGCAGUACGAUGGCAGGUGCCAGCUCUCAGAUAAUCUCGGACGCAGUCGGAUUAGUGACUGCAACGGCCGCAACUACGCCGCUGCUGCUCAAUUGGACGCUCGUGGCCGGUACCGCAACAGUGAUGGAUGCAAUAAUUGGCUCCGACGUGUUCGGACCGGCCUCACACCACUCCUACGUGAUGCCGGCGACCGCCCUUGCGGACAUCGUGGAGAGGGGGCGCUGGCCAGCCGAUUUGUCAGCGCUGACAGGGGAUGACCCCGACCUAGACUGGCGGGGCAUUCUCCCGCUGUAUCGAGAGGUCCUGGCGGUGUACGAUGGCAAGGUGUACGGGCUGCCGUUCAAUGGCAUCAUGCAGGUCAUGUACUACCGGCGUGAUUUGUUUGAGGCUGCGGGGCUGCCGCCGCCCAGGACGUGGGCGGAGGUGCUGGCGGCUGCCGCGCGCUUUAACGGGACAGACCUGGACGGCGACGGCGUGGCGAAUGACUACGGCGUGUGCAUCUGGCAGCCGGCGGACUGCGAGCGCUUCGCCAUGCCUCUCACAACGCUGUUGGCGUCCUUAGUCCAGGCCCGCGGCCGCAACAGCGGACUGCAAAUGGAUCCAGAGACCGGCAAGAUGGCCCACAAUACGGUGGCGUGGGAGGUGGCGCUGCAGCUGCUCCGCAACCUGUCCAUGUUUGCGCCGCCGCCGCUGCCCUUGAUGACAUCCACCACCCGCGACUGCUUCAUCCUGACGCACUUCGGCGAGGGCAGAUGUGCCAUGGCCUUUACAAUGGCUGGGGUUUUUAAGGCGUACAGUCAUGUAGCCAACACCGCUUCCAAAGUGCGCGGGCGCAUGGGCGUGACGCCGCUGCCCGGAUCGCCUCACGUGCUGGACUGGGGACGGAACGAGCUGGUGCCGUGCACCUAUGACCGCUGCCCGUUCGCUGUUUCGUAUGGCCAGCCGGAGGACGUGCAGCAGUACCUGGCGCAGAGGUCGGAGCAGCAGAGGCAACAGCAGGCGGCCGCGUGUAAGACUGCAAAAGCUACCGGAUGUCCCGAGGGCAGUUUCAUAGGCUUACACCCUCCCCCACUUGAUUGGGACCCGUCCUCGGGGCCAACACGACGUCGGGUUCUCCGCGGGCGUGCGGCCCUCAGGGCCUAGUUCGGGUGGACGGCCCGCUUCAACUCUUUCGUUUUCGGGAACCCGCUAAUGCACGUUCCUGCGUCAAGCGUCAGGAUCGAUCCAGUGACCUGCCCCGUGGUAACAUAUCCCGUGGUCGCACCCGUGGUAACAAUAGGUCGUGCUGGUUCGGUCUCGAUACCAUUUGUAAGACUGC
Messenger RNA from Chlamydomonas reinhardtii, 2049 nucleotides. RefSeq lists its product as uncharacterized. Lineage: Eukaryota; Viridiplantae; Chlorophyta; Chlorophyceae; Chlamydomonadales; Chlamydomonadaceae. The coding region runs from base 330 to 1874 and encodes 514 amino acids. The record is from RefSeq and is a predicted model, not a curated record. The transcript has 10 exons.